Molecule: messenger RNA, 2692 nt
Organism: Anoplopoma fimbria (sablefish)
Lineage: Eukaryota; Metazoa; Chordata; Actinopteri; Perciformes; Anoplopomatidae
Product: zinc finger protein 271-like
Exons: 2
Coding region: 60-1430 (456 amino acids)
Biological process (GO): regulation of transcription by RNA polymerase II
Molecular function (GO): RNA polymerase II cis-regulatory region sequence-specific DNA binding; DNA-binding transcription factor activity
Source: RefSeq, a predicted model, not a curated record
UGUUUUCAGGUUUUUAGUUCUAACUGCGUAGAUAGCGCCGUCCAUUCGACUCUUUAAACAUGUCUAAAGUGGAAAUGUUGAGAGUGGUGGUGACCGAGCGUCUCACCGCGGCUGCCGAGGAGAUAUUUGGAGUGUUUAAAAGAACCAUCGCGGAGUACGAAGAGGAACUGUCUCGUUCGAAGCGAGAGAACGAGCGUCAACGCAAACUGCUGGACGCUGUUCUGAAGCCCGAAGUUCGGUUAUACAGAGCAGAUGUUCAGCUGGACUCCGAGCCUCCACAGAUGAAAGAAGAGCAGGAGCACCACCGCAGCAGUCAUGAGGGAGAGCAGCUUCAAGGACCUGUCCCUGUGAAGAGUGAAGGUGACGAAGGUCAGUCCUCACAGCUUCAUCAAAUGCAAGAAGAGAACAGCGAGGCAGAGCCUCCAGCCAGCACCUCAGCUCAGCUGAUGGAAAUGGAGAGCAAUGGAGAGGACCGUGGAGGAUCAGAAACAACCAGGAGCCUAGAUCCAGAUAGUCUCUCACAACCAGCUAAUGAUGAGGAGACUCCAGAUUCUUCCAAACAAGCUGACCCUGUGAAAUACACCCAGGCAGGUGUAUCUGCCAGUCAACCAGCUAGGUAUGACAAGACUUCAGACUGUAGAGGGCCUGAGAUUGAAGACAGUGAUGGUGGACAGGAGGAGACAAGGAAACCUCAGUCAGAUUUAAAAACACAGACAAACAACGGUGGCGCUCGAGGUGAUAAAGAAUGUAACACCGGCAAGAAGUCUUUUAGCUGCUCCAAGUGUGGUAAAACAUUUAAACCCAACAGAAAAAGUGCUCCGGGAAUGGAGCCGUUCAUUUGCUCAGCUUGUGUUGAAAGAUCCCUGCAAAGUGCACGUUUAAUCACAAAGAAGAUAGCUCAUUCAGGGGAAAACCUCUUCAGAUGUUCAGUUUGUAAGAGACAAUUUAGCUACAAAGGAGAUGCUGUGAGACACAUCCGGAUUCACACCGGAGAGAAACCCUUUGGCUGCUCAGUGUGCGGUAGAAGAUUCACGCAGAGCACAAGUCUGGACUCCCACAUGAGAACCCAUACAGGAGAGAAACCGUUCGGCUGCUCACUCUGUCCAAAAAGGUUCAUCCGGAGUGGAGUUCUGGACCGACACAUGAGGGUUCAUACAGGAGAGAAGCCUUACAGCUGCUCAGAGUGUAACACAAGCUUUACUCUGAGUCAGUCGCUGUUAAAACACAUGAGGAUCCAUACAGGAGAGAAACCAUUCAGCUGCUCAGUUUGCGAUAAAAAAUUCAUUCAGAAAGGACACCUGACGCAACACAUGACGCUCCACACGGGGGAGAGGUCGUUCAGUUGCCAGGUCUGUGGUAGGAAAUUCUCCAGACAGUCUCGUGUGAAAAAACAUAAGUGUGUUACUGAGAGCAGCAGCAGUAGUAAAUGAACUGUGGAACCUUGAAUGUCUUACUAUCCGCCCAAUAUGGAUAAUGUGGUUUAGGUUAUAACAUCAUGAAUGUAUUUGCAAUUGGGCUGCUUAUACAAAUUUGAUCUAACACAUAAUUUAUUAAUUAUGUGGCUGCAAACAAAAGAGCCGCCAAUUAUUCAGCAUAUUUAAGAUAUUAGGAAUCUUAAAAUUUUUACUUGAUUGCAGAUAUAAUAGAUUCAUUAAGAAAUGUGCCACUUUGCCUCUGAUGCAGCCUCCUCUGUCUGCAGUCAACCGUCUGUAGUCUUGCUUAAUGUCCGGCCCACAGCAGCGUCUCACACUGUUGGACUGGUGCUGCUCCAGUGAGUGAGCGGUAGGCCUGUAACGAUAACUCAUGUCGUUGGACCUUAUAUUGUCCCAGGAUAAUUGCAAGAACAUUAUGUGUAAUUUUUAACUGAUAAAAUCUUUUUAUGUUGGCAUUAUAAUGCAAGUACACCUUUAACGAAGCUGUGAACUUUUAAUAAGAAAGCUAUUCAGUGAAAGGAAUUGGAAUGUUAAAAAAAGAUGCUAAUAAAAAUGUGCAAUAUCUGCACAAUGCCCAUGUCCUUGUAGAGACAACCCUGGUGUUUUCUUCUGGCAUAAUGUUGGCUGAAAUGUUCCUGACCUUAUUUAAACAAUAUUGAGAUUAUGUCCAAAUAAAGUACGAUAAGAUGAUUAGGUUAAAAAUGAUUAAGGUCAUGUUCAUAUAUAGUUCGAUAAAUCCAAAUUGUAAAUAGGUCAUGUCAUGUAUAAUUAUUAAACAAAAAGUCGAUAACGUUAAAAUUAUAAAGAUCAUACCAUAGAUCAUACAAUUAGUAAAACAUUUUUUAAUAAUGGAAUGUAAAAAUUGAAGAUGCAACCACAGAUGUGACUCAUGACCAGAUUAUCAUAAUUUAUAAAAUUGCAGCGCAGUGGUGAUAAAGACAUUUUAUACACAAGACGUAUAUGACGCGGACCCAUCGAUGGGCUUUAAACCCACAUUGGACCCGUUCGUAUGAGUCAACCGUCACUCUGUUGGUCUCUGUCAGUAGAAACGUCAGUCUGAGGUGUAGCUCAUACGCAUCACUGUUAAACCUGAGACUUGUACAGCAAAACUGGGCUUCAUGAAAACUUCUAAAAGUGCAGUAUGGGAGUGUUUCACUCAACCAACAACAGGGAAUGGAAAAUGCACUGCAUACAAAGAAUGUAUCAUUAUGGGAAGAGCAGUGACUCUUUAAUUAAGAUAAUGUGGAAAAGUUAUCUUU